Molecule: messenger RNA, 600 nt
Organism: Arabis nemorensis
Lineage: Eukaryota; Viridiplantae; Streptophyta; Magnoliopsida; Brassicales; Brassicaceae
Source: the annotation of a GenBank genome assembly
AUGAUUUCCGAAGAAGAAACUCAUAGAAGAGCAAUCAAUGAUGUUGAGGAAUGGGUCUCCACCUUGGGUGAUACGAAUGAGAAUAUCUUUACGCAACCAAUGCCGACACAACAACAAGUUCGAUGGAAACCACCGGCAAGUGAUUGGGUCAAAUGUAACUACGACGUUUCACAUAGGGAAGGCAAUCAAAACUCCGGAUUGGGGUGGAUCAUCAAGAAUAGCAAUGGUAUUUUUCUCGAAGCUGGAAUGGGAAAAUUUGAAGGUCGAGAAACGGUGGAAGAGGCUGAAUGCACAACACUCUUGUGGGCUACGCAAUCUGCUUGGGCUUUAGGUUAUCCAAAAGUUGAAUUUGAAGGAGACAAUCUCAUUAUCAAUCGUGUCAUCAACAACAAUAUCAUGAAUUUGAAGCUCCAACAUCACAUUACUGCCAUCACCAAUUGGAAGGCAAACUUUUUAUACAUCAAGUUCACUUACCGCAAACGUACUGCGAAUGAAUGUGCUGAUCUUUUAGCGAAGACUUCGAUCAUUUCUUCAUCACCAUGGAUACGUACAACAACGUGGGCCGACAACAGAGCCCAAACAAAAGUAGCUAUUUCCUAA